AUGUCGUGCGUCUUGCUAGCAAACGAAGCCUCCAUGAUUUUCAAUCUGAUAAUCGCUGAGGGUUCUGUACACUUGGAACCACACCCAAUCUUCUCACUCAUCGCCGACUUAACACAGUUCAUCUCCGUCAGUAUGCGUGAAUUCAAAGUGGUGGUGCUGGGUAGCGGGGGUGUAGGGAAAUCGGCCUUAACAGUGCAGUUUGUCAGUAGCACAUUUAUCGAGAAGUACGAUCCCACAAUAGAAGACUUUUAUCGGAAGGAAAUCGAGGUCGAUGGUCAACCUUGCGUUCUAGAAAUUCUAGACACUGCUGGUACGGAACAGUUCUCGUCCAUGAGAGAUUUAUACAUUAAAAAUGGGCAGGGCUUUGUUGUUGUAUAUUCAAUCACAAGUCAGCAGACGUUUCACGACAUCAAGACAAUGCGGGAACAAAUUGUACGGGUCAAGGGGACAGAGCAAGUCCCAAUCUUGUUAGUAGGAAACAAAUGUGAUCUUCAACAUCAACGGCAAGUGCGGACUGAUGAAGGCAUUGCUUUGGCCGAAUACUGGUCUUGUCCAUUCACCGAAUGUUCGGCGAAGAACAACCACAACGUGAAUGUAACCUUCGCAGAAAUCGUCCGUGAAAUGAAUUAUGUUCAAAGUAAAGCUCGGGAAAAUAAGGGUUGUUGUUCAAUCAUGUGACAAUCUUCCGCGAAAUGAUGUUCGUCUCUUUCAUGUAGAUACGUGACUCUAAUGUACAUUCACAAUUUCAUCUUCUCUUUUUCUGUAUGCGAGUCUUCCAUUUUGUUGCACUGGUAUAUCUCUCCUGUUAGGACUAGUGCGACGUAGAGCUUCAGAACCUCAUCGUUUAUUGCCUGUUUUGAUUGACAAUUUUCUACGGUGCCAGUAUCACUCGCUGAGUAAUUAAUUUCUAUAAUAUUGGUCUCUGCCUUGUUCAUAUGUUGCCUGAUUAUUGAGUCUAGUAAAACCCGUUGAUGCUCUUUUUGUCUGUCUCAUAAUUGUUCAAAGAUUUGUUGUUGUCAGUUUUUAGUGUCGAGUCAUCGUCUUUUUUUUUUCAAUAAGAUUAGUAGCCAACUCAAGAGUGAUGAAGAAUUGCUAUGCUAGCUUUCAUCACGAAGUUCAGGCUUCACCUCUCGGGUCGAUCACUUUGUUACUCCUAAUGUCAUCUUCAGAUGUUUGCUAUAUUAAUGAUUCACUUUGUCAUUGUUUGCCUAUGCUUUCCAUUUUAUGUUCUAAAAGUGCUUGUAAAGUUUUGAUAAAUUGUCUAAUUUGUGGC
Messenger RNA from Cylicocyclus nassatus, 1273 nucleotides. The record is from the annotation of a GenBank genome assembly. NCBI's taxonomy places the organism in Eukaryota, Metazoa, Nematoda, Chromadorea, Rhabditida, Strongylidae.